GUAACUAUAAUAUAUUGUGAGAAAGUUCAACAGUUCCUUAGAAAUGGUGGGAGAGUCAAGAUUUUUAAAAAAAUCGAAAUCAUUUUAAGAAUUCCUGUGCGUUGUGAAACCGAUUUGUUUAAAAAGAUAAAAGAUUUCCGCUAAUUGUUACCAUUUGUUGGUAGUUUUUAGAUAAAGUCCGUCCAAAGACUGAACCCAGACGACUCUACUCGCUAAAUUGCAUUUGGGCUGUGUUUAUCCUGUUCACAAAAAAAAGGAUAAUCCUAGAAAGAUGUUUCAAAAAUGUCGCAACCACACUUCUACACGAUGACACUGCAGAAAUCAACACGAAGAAAAUAGAUUUCUGCUGAACAGAAAAUCUGAAUGCGUGAAAUAUUCUAAAUCUCCCAAAGAACAGAGGACGACUACAAUAAAAUGGCAUAUUCCUGAAACCAUGCCAUUCAUUUAACAUUUAUUUUUAUGAUUUCUCGCCGAAUCCGUUAGUGAUUUUAAACUAAAAGCUUUUUGGCAAAAGAAAACAAUAACAAACUGUCAAGGAUAGGAAGAGUGACAGGAAAAAAAAAAGAAAGGAGGAGGAGAAAGGCGAAGAGACAAAGGAAAGGAUAUCAUCUAUCCUAUCCCAAUUAAAAAUCACACACAAACAAAAAUAGCAGAUAGCACAUCCUAAAUGACUGAAUCAACUCAAAUUCAAACGACCGAGAAUAAUAAUACGGGGGUGGCUAAAAUGGAUCCGGCACCAGUAUCACCCUCACCCUCCGAACAGCAAUAUGCCCUGAAAUGGAAUGACUUCCAAACCUCAAUAUUGUCCUCAUUUCGACAUUUGCGAGAUGAAGAGGAUUUCGUCGAUGUUACCUUAGCCUGUGAUCAGAGAUCAUUUACAGCACACAAAGUAGUCUUAAGUGCAUGUAGUCCGUAUUUUAGGAAAUUACUUAAGGCAAAUCCUUGUAAGCAUCCGAUUGUUAUAUUGCGUGACGUACGAGCCGAAGAUGUCGAGAACUUAUUAAGAUUUAUGUACAAUGGCGAAGUGAACAUAGGCCACGAACAGCUAAGUGAUUUCCUCAAAACAGCACAACUCCUCCAAGUGAGAGGUUUGGCUGACGUGACAGGACCCUCAUCGAAAACAUCUACCUCUACAGUGAAUCCAUUGUCAUCAUCAACACCUGCCGUACAGGAACUCAAGGCGUCGCCGGUAAGACGGAUAAAAACAUCCACUUCUUUACCAUGGGAACUAUCGGAGAAUCGUCCAAAUCAUCUAACACCUCCGCCACAAAAACGCAUUAAAAGUGCCGAUCUGUAUCGUGCACAGCACGGAAUUAGUCCUGAAAGGUUACUAAUAGAUAAAGACUUGCCACCAGAUCAACAUCCUUUGCAUCGGGAGCGUGAUAGAACGCGUGAUCGAAGCAAUAGUAGUCGAGAAACAUCACGGGAUCGUGAUCGAAGUUUAGAAUUAAGAGACUCACUACUCGGACAGGCAUUGGAGAGUGGGCAUCAGUUGCCAACAGGACAGAAACAUCCUGAUCUUGCAUCACUGCAAGCCCAGAGUACCGGCGAAGAUUCAAAUAGUAGUGAUACCGAACCUUCUGAUCGAGGUGAUGGUCAAUUAGAUGUUACAAUGGAUAGCAUGAAUGGUUCAAUGGACAACACGAGAUCUCAUUCGUUUCCAUUCUUAGGUCUACAAGGUAUACCUGGUCUGAUACCUGGUCCAUCAGGAAUUCAUGGUGCUGAUAAUUUUGUCUCUCGUCGAAUACAUGAAAUGCGAGUCCGUGCAACGGAUCCCCGUCCAUGCCCGAAAUGUGGUAAAAUCUAUAGAUCCGCCCACACUCUACGCACUCAUCUGGAGGACAAACAUACAGUUUGUCCCGGCUAUCGAUGUGUCCUCUGCGGUACAGUGGCAAAAUCACGGAAUUCCCUACAUUCGCACAUGUCCCGGCAGCAUCGUGGUAUCUCAACAAAAGAUCUUCCCGUCCUCCCUAUGCCAAAUCCAUUUGAUCCUGAUCUAGCAUCACGUCUGCUAGCCAAAGCAGGAGUGAAAGUUUCACCAGCCGAACUGAGAGCUCGUGCAUCACCCACAAGUGGUACCAGACGAGGAGAUUCAAAAUUGGAUUUGAGAGGACAAGAUGAUGAUACCGAUGAUCCUGAGGAUUUGACAACCGGCAAUAAUAACAAUAAUAAUAGUUCGAGUCGUUAUAGUGAUGGUUUAUUGGGUUAUGGUCAUUCGAAUACAACUAUCACGAGGAUUCCGCAUGAUGCAAUGUCACAGAAGAGUUCAGACGGGCUAUCGUCUAAGGAUCAUUUAGGUGGAGCAAGUACGCCGCUACCGCCAACAAGUGGUGCACCUGGACAAUCACUGUUGGACACCUAUUUGCAGUUUAUAACCGAGAAUCCAUUUGGUUUAGGAAUGUCCCAGGAACAUGCAGCAGCUGCCUUACACGCCGCCAAAAUGGCCCAACUCAAUGCCAUGGGUCAUGGUUUAGACAAACUCCCACCUGGUCUCCUGCCACCUCAUCUUGAUCUCUCCAAAAUAAGCCAUAAUAAUACUGAAAUUUCAAGACAUUCACAAAGUGGUGGACUUGGAAGUAAUAGCGCGGAUUCCCGAGGUAAUUCAGGCAAUGUGGGUAGCGGAGGUUCACAUAGUGGUAAUGCGGGUAACAUAGGCAGUAAUAGUGUAACUAUUGAGCCAGCCAUAAACAGACAUGAGGUUUCACCACCGCGACAACACACAGCCACACCACUUUCAAAUAAUGGUCCGGAUAUUCGACGUGACUCUUCCGAACCAAUGGAUCUCGGAUUGGAUAACAAUCAAUCGGGUAGCAAUAAUGAUGGUGCCAAUUCCGAUGGCGAAGAUGCCAACUACUCGGAAGAUGAGGGUGUUCAUAAUACAUGAAUAAGAAAUUUUUUAGUUACGAGAAUUAUCGAUAAUUACUUAAAUUGCAUUAGAUGAGACUUCAGAUUAUAUGUAAAGGAUUAGAACAAAGGAAACCUACAAACUCAUAGGAAAGUAAAUAAUAAGUUGAUCUUCAAAGCACAGCAUUGUUAGGAGCAAAGCAAAGAGCACAUAACAAUGAUAAUUUAGGUUCUAAUAACUCCCAUUCAGUUCUUCCUUCUUUUGAAGAAAUCUUGAGAAACUAAUGUUGAACAGGACACCAAGCAUUCUGUCCUGCAGUUACUUGUCUGAUGUCGUGAAAACUCGAAAGCCUUAAUUCGUAUACCAAUACUAAAAUCAUAUAAAGCUUAUAUACAAGUGAAAACCUACAAAUUUUUAAAAUAAAAAAAAAAUAAAUGUGAGGAAAACAUUUAUAAAAGGAAUAUUAAGAAAUGAACUGAACAAAAAAAUGUAAGAAAAGCAAAAAAUAAUCUGAAAAUCUGUUGUAUACGCAAUGUUUAUACGAUUUUCAAAUCAUAAUCAUCAGAUGAAAUAUUUAAAUGAAACAAAAGAAAAAUAUUCAAAAUAUUUAUUUAAAAAAAAAACAGUGGUGAAUUGCUUUGAUGAAUUAAAAAGUAGAAAUAUAAAAAAAUAAUGCAAAAAAAACCAGACCGAAUGCUGAAAAAAAUGUUUGUAUAUUAUAAAUAGUAGCAUAAAAUAUUUAUAGAAUAUUGUUAUAAAACACAACAUACACUCGAACAAACAAACAAAAAAUGUGAAUAAUUUAAGAUAAUCUUAACGUAGUAAAUCACCCACUUAACAUGCAACUCUAUGUGAAAUGAAAAUCAGUAACACAACUCAUGUGUUCGUAACAACCAAUAAAAAAAACAGAGAAAAUAAGCAAAUAAAAUAUAUUACACUCCCUAGCGCCAGUAAAUAUUAAGGACUUUAAACAAAGAAAACGGGUUACAUAUGUGAAACUAUAACUUUGUGAGAUCCUAUUUGUGCCAUUUCAUAUAAUAAUGUAAAAAAAGGAGAAAUGAAGAGAAACCUCAUAAAAUAGACAACCACAACAGGAGCGAAUGAAAUCUAAAAUUAAAAAAUUACAUAAAAAGUGACGUCAGGAAACAAUUGCAUUAAAUACACCACAUAGAUCAUCGGAAUCAAUCCUUAAAAGGUUGUAUAGAAUCAGGUAUAAUGACACGUAUUUUUAAUUUUUUUUUAUUUUUGAAUUUAUAAAUUUUAUUUCUUUUAUUUUUAAUUUGAUUAUUUUUCUUUACAAUUUCUCAAAACACGAUAGUCUCCUGAAUACAGUAGGAAAAAAAUUAACUUAAAUUGAUGUGAUGGUAUAAAAAUAUUUUAUUUUAUUUAUUCCUUUCAGGUUUAUAUGUCUUCCCCAAAAACCCAUUUUAAUUAAAAAAAAUAUUUUUUUUGGAUACAGCACAAAAAAAAUUAUACUCGAAAGUAUAAAAUAAAACAAUUAAAAAAAAAUGCAUAAAUAAACAAAUGAUUUGCUUUCAUACACAAAUAAAAUAAAAAUAAUUAAAGUAUUUUAUGAAAACAGUCAAAAUUGCUAAACCUGGUAAAUGUUUUCCUGAUUACAUUAUACCCAACUAACUCCAUCACAUCACAAUUUCUCGAAAACCUUGACUUUUACGUCGUCUCGAAUACUUUCCAUGCAACUUCAAAUACCUCUGCAGAAAUGUGAUAACAACGUACAGUACCUCUUGAAUAAUAUCUCAAAAUAUCAAAAUUCCUAUGAUUAUAAUUAUAACACAGACAAAACUUAAUGCAAAAUAAAUACCUCACAAAUCUUCACUGUAAUAACUUUAUAUGUGAUAGAUAAAAACAUAAAUAAAUCAAUUCAAUUCUCCACUUUAAAUAGAUGAGCCCAGAACAAGAAUUAUAAUUUAAAUCAAAAUUGGCAAUUUACAUUACAUAAACAAAAAAAUACAUUAAAAGUCCCACUGCCUUGCUUUAAUUUUUGUUUUAAUUUUAUUUACUUUAAUUUUCGUUUAUUUCAAAAUAAAAAUUCUUGCCAUUUUAUUCUGUAAAUUUCUAGCCGUAUGAAUAAUAGAUAAAAGGACAACAUAAGCCCAGUUAAUAAUUUUUAAGCAACAUAAAUUUGCCAUACAUUGAACAUCCAUUCAAUAUGACACUGAAAACAUGUUGGAAAUAAACAAAAUCAGUAGAGAUACACAUAUUUUGAUAUAAUUGCUAAGUAUCCAACAAAAUAGUGAAUAUAUAAACAAAGAGAAAAAAAUUAAUGCAAUAUAUCAUGAUAAACCAUUUUUAAUUUUUAAACUUACAAUCGAGCUUUUGAUUUUGUUUCCUUCAUUUUGUUUAUGCAUUUAGUUUUUUAGGGAAUGUAUGUAAUGUAUUUAUGACGUACUUCAUGUAAAGAAGAUCUGAAUAUAUAUUUUAUUUGUAAUUUAAUAUUACUUAAUUAUUUUAUCUUAAAGAUCAAAACAUUCAUAGCAUAACAAUCUUUGAAAUGAAAAUAUCUUGCUUGGAAGCAAAUCCAUGAUAUUUAAAUCAAAACGAAAUCUCAUAUUUUACUUCAAAAUGAAUGAAUCUUAAAAUACCUCAUAAAACUCAGUUAUUUUUUCCUAGAUUUUAAGAUAAAUGAAAACGAAUACCUCCUACCUAGUAUAUACAUUAUAUUGUUUUGAUCAAACUCAUGUUUAAAUGUUAAUUAUAUUACCUCUGCCGAAACGUGUAUAUUUUAAUUUUAACAAAAAAUGAAAAACAAAACAAACAAAACACAAAACGCGUCUCAUACAUAAUUUUUGUUUACUUAUAAGAUAUCUUUUUAUUAAUAGUGACAAGAAGAAGAAGAAAAGAAAAAAAAUAAGAAAAUCUUUUAAAUUUUUCUUAAAAGUGUUUUUAUUUCGAUUCAUGUGUUUUUAAGUAAAAAAAAAAUUUUCCUUGCAUAUAAUUUUAAGAUUUUCUUUUUAUCUGAUACUGAAUUGUGUAAUUUUUUUGAUAAUUAUUUUUAUUUUAUUUUUUUUUUGUGCGUAAUGUUUUAAUAUUUUUAUUUUUUUUCUUUAAUUAUAAAUUAAGAAUGAACAUUGUUUAAGAUUAUGUUUAAUGUAAUGAAGCAAGAAAAACGAAAAAUCAUCAAAAAACAAAAGUCUACCUCAAGAAGAAAAUCAAAAUAAUAUUUUUAACUUUAUUUUGUAUAAUUUUUAUGUUAUAAACGUUUA
Hermetia illucens (black soldier fly) is the source of this 6069-nucleotide messenger RNA. RefSeq names its product protein abrupt (gene ab). Gene Ontology annotation, biological process: regulation of transcription by RNA polymerase II. The record is from RefSeq and is a predicted model, not a curated record. NCBI's taxonomy places the organism in Eukaryota, Metazoa, Arthropoda, Insecta, Diptera, Stratiomyidae. Bases 668 to 2884 code for a protein of 738 amino acids. Gene Ontology annotation, molecular function: protein binding. The transcript has 7 exons. Gene Ontology annotation, cellular component: nucleus.